GGUCUUGGUGUUGUGAUCAUGUCUUUAUAAAUAUGAUCGCCUCAUGCUUGUUCAUUCUCAUCUUUGGGUGGAUAAGGUGUUGAUCCUACAGUACUACUCCACUUUCAGAAAUGGCGCAAUUUGGUGGAAAUCCCUUCUUCAGUUGCAGAAAUUGCCAAAAUCCUCUUGCGCUGCGUGAUGAUCUUAUAUCCAAAAAGUUUGUGACAAAAUCAGGGGCAGGAUAUAUGUUCUCUCAUGCAAUGAACAUCAUUGUGGGACAAAAGGAGGACAGGAAGUUGAUAACUGGCGUUUUCUCUAUAGCUGACAUAUUUUGCAGCAACUGUGGGGAGGUCUUGGGUUGGAAGUACGUUCGAGCUUAUGAUAUAUCUCAGAAGUACAAGGAAGGCAAAUUUAUAAUUGAGAGAGCAAAGAUUGCCAAAGAGUACUAAUAGUAAUUCCCCCCCAAUUACAAUUUACAAGGCACUUUGCUGCUCAUAAUAAUUCCAUUUGGAAACUCUUUGUUCACUUGCUUGCUUGUUUGUUGAGAAAUGUAGAUUCUCAUCCUUUUUAUAUUUAUAAUUUGGGACAAAUUUGGACUUGGAGGCGCAA
Messenger RNA from Prunus mume (Japanese apricot), 588 nucleotides. NCBI's taxonomy places the organism in Eukaryota, Viridiplantae, Streptophyta, Magnoliopsida, Rosales, Rosaceae. The record is from RefSeq and is a predicted model, not a curated record.